GCAUACGUGGUCGUCCUGGACCAGCAGGACCUCCAGGAUCUCAAGGACCAAGAGGAGAGCGAGGCCCAAAAGGAAGACCUGGUCCUCGUGGUCCUCAGGGAAUUGAUGGAGAACCAGGAGUUCCUGGUCAACCUGGUGCUCCAGGGCCUCCUGGACAUCCCUCUCAUCCAGGACCUGAUGGCAUGAGCAGGCCUUUUUCAGCUCAGAUGGCUGGGUUGGAUGAAAAAUCUGGACUUGGAAGUCAAGUAGGGCUGAUGCCUGGCUCUGUGGGUCCUGUUGGCCCAAGGGGACCUCAAGGUUUACAAGGACAGCAAGGUGGCAUAGGACCAGCAGGACCUCCUGGUGAACCUGGUGAACCUGGACCAAUGGGCCCAAUUGGUGCACGUGGACCAGAGGGCCCUCCUGGGAAGCCUGGUGAAGAUGGUGAACCUGGUAGAAAUGGAAAUACUGGUGAAGUGGGAUUUUCAGGAUCACCGGGAGCUCGAGGCUUUCCUGGGGCUCCCGGUCUUCCAGGGCUGAAAGGUCACCGAGGACACAAAGGUCUUGAAGGCCCGAAAGGUGAAGUUGGAGCAAUAGGCGCCAAGGGUGAAGCUGGUCCUACUGGUCCAAUGGGUGCCAUGGGUCCUUUGGGUCCGAGGGGAAUGCCAGGAGAGAGGGGGAGACUUGGGCCUCAGGGUGCUCCUGGACAACGAGGUGCUCAUGGUAUGCCAGGAAAACCAGGACCAAUGGGUCCUCUUGGGAUACCUGGCUCUUCUGGUUUUCCAGGAAAUCCUGGAAUGAAGGGAGAAGCAGGUCCUACUGGGGCACGAGGUCCUGAAGGUCCUCAGGGACAGAGAGGUGAAACAGGGCCCCCAGGUCCAGCUGGCUCUCAAGGUCUUCCUGGUGCAGUGGGAACUGAUGGUACACCUGGUGCCAAAGGUCCUACGGGUUCUGCAGGUACCUCUGGCCCUAUUGGCUUACCAGGGCCCCCUGGAUCUCCUGGACCUCAGGGCAGCACUGGACCUCAGGGAAUUCGAGGACAACCGGGUGAUCCAGGAGUUCCAGGUUUCAAAGGAGAAGCUGGUCCAAAAGGGGAGCCAGGGCCACAUGGUAUUCAGGGUCCAAUAGGCCCACCUGGUGAAGAAGGCAAAAGAGGUCCUCGGGGUGAUCCAGGAACAGUGGGACCUGCAGGUCCAAUGGGAGAAAGGGGUGCUCCUGGCAAUCGUGGUUUUCCAGGCUCUGAUGGUUUACCUGGACCAAAGGGUGCUCAAGGAGAGCGGGGUCCUGUAGGUUCAUCGGGACCUAAAGGAGGCCAGGGGGACCCAGGACGUCCAGGGGAACCAGGGCUUCCAGGUGCUCGGGGUUUGACAGGAAAUCCUGGUGUUCAAGGUCCUGAAGGAAAGCUUGGACCUUUGGGUGCUCCAGGGGAAGAUGGCCGACCAGGUCCUCCUGGUUCCAUAGGCAUCAGAGGGCAACCUGGGAGUAUGGGUCUUCCAGGCCCCAAAGGUAGCAGUGGUGACCCUGGAAAACCUGGAGAAGCAGGAAAUGCUGGUGUUCCUGGGCAGAGAGGUGCUCCUGGCAAAGAUGGUGAAGUUGGUCCUUCCGGUCCUGUGGGGCCCCCGGGUCUGGCUGGGGAAAGAGGAGAACAAGGACCUCCAGGCCCAACUGGCUUUCAGGGGCUUCCUGGACCUCCAGGGCCUCCUGGGGAAGGUGGAAAGCCAGGUGAUCAGGGUGUUCCUGGAGACCCUGGAGCAGUUGGCCCAUUAGGACCUAGAGGGGAGCGAGGAAAUCCUGGAGAAAGAGGAGAACCUGGGAUAACAGGGCUCCCUGGUGAGAAGGGAAUGGCUGGAGGACAUGGCCCUGAUGGUCCAAAAGGCAGUCCAGGUCCAGCUGGGACUGUUGGAGAUACAGGUCCACCAGGUCUUCAAGGUAUGCCUGGAGAAAGAGGAAUUGCAGGAACUCCUGGUCCCAAGGGUGACAGAGGAGGCAUAGGAGAGAAAGGUGCUGAAGGAACAGCUGGGAAUGAUGGAGCAAGGGGUCUUCCAGGUCCCUUGGGUCCUCCAGGUCCUGCAGGUCCUACUGGAGAAAAGGGUGAACCUGGUCCUCGAGGUCUAGUUGGUCCUCCUGGCUCCCGUGGCAAUCCUGGUGCUCGUGGUGAAAAUGGCCCAACUGGGGCUGUUGGUUUUGCUGGACCUCAGGGCCCUGAUGGCCAGCCUGGAGUAAAGGGUGAACCUGGAGAGCCAGGACAGAAGGGAGAUGCUGGGUCUCCAGGACCACAAGGGCUAGCAGGAUCUCCUGGCCCUCACGGUCCUCAUGGUGUUCCUGGACUAAAAGGUGGUCGAGGAACCCAGGGUCCACCUGGUGCUACAGGAUUUCCUGGUUCUGCUGGCAGAGUUGGACCUCCAGGCCCUGCUGGAGCUCCAGGACCUGCAGGACCCAUAGGGGAGCCUGGGAAGGAGGGACCUCCAGGUCUUCGUGGGGAUCCUGGCUCUCAUGGACGAGUGGGAGAUAGAGGACCAGCUGGCCCACCUGGUGGCCCAGGAGACAAAGGAGACCCAGGAGAAGAUGGGCAACCUGGUCCAGAUGGCCCCCCAGGUCCUGCUGGAACUACUGGGCAAAGAGGGAUUGUGGGCAUGCCUGGGCAACGUGGAGAGCGAGGCAUGCCUGGCCUGCCAGGCCCAGCGGGCACACCAGGAAAAGUUGGACCAACUGGAGCAACAGGAGAUAAAGGUCCACCUGGACCUGUGGGACCCCCUGGCUCAAAUGGUCCCGUGGGAGAACCUGGACCAGAAGGCCCAGCUGGUAAUGAUGGUACUCCAGGACGGGAUGGGGCUGUUGGAGAACGUGGUGACCGUGGAGACCCUGGGCCUGCAGGUCUGCCGGGCUCUCAGGGUGCCCCUGGAACUCCUGGGCCUGUGGGCGCACCAGGAGAUGCAGGACAAAGGGGAGAUCCGGGUUCUCGAGGUCCUAUAGGACCACCUGGUCGAGCUGGGAAACGUGGUCUACCUGGACCCCAAGGACCUCGAGGUGACAAAGGUGAUAAUGGAGACCGAGGAGACCGAGGUCAGAAGGGCCACAGAGGCUUCACUGGUCUUCAGGGUCUUCCAGGCCCUCCUGGUCCAAAUGGUGAACAAGGCAGUGCUGGUAUCCCUGGUCCAUUUGGCCCAAGAGGUCCUCCAGGUCCAGUUGGUCCCCUAGGCAAAGAAGGAAACCCUGGGCCACUUGGACCAAUUGGACCCCCUGGUGUGCGAGGCAGUGUAGGAGAAGCAGGACCAGAGGGCCCUCCUGGUGAGCCUGGUCCACCUGGCCCUCCAGGUCCCCCUGGGCACCUUACGGCUGCUCUUGGUGAUAUCAUGGGUCACUAUGAUGAGAACAUGCCAGAUCCACUUCCAGAGUUUACUGAAGACCAGGCAGCUCCUGAUGAUACAAACAAAACUGACCCAGGGGUCCAUGCUACCCUGAAGUCUCUCAGUAGUCAAAUUGAGACCAUGCGUAGCCCUGAUGGCUCCAAAAAGCACCCAGCUAGGACUUGCGAUGACUUAAAACUUUGCCAUUCCACAAAACAGAGUGGUGAAUACUGGAUUGAUCCUAACCAGGGAUCUGCUGAAGAUGCAAUCAAAGUUUACUGCAAUAUGGAAACCGGAGAAACGUGUAUUUCAGCAAACCCAUCCAGUGUACCCCGUAAAACCUGGUGGGCCAGCAAAUCUCCUGAUAAUAAGCCUGUUUGGUAUGGUCUUGAUAUGAAUAGAGGAUCUCAGUUUACUUAUGGAGACUACCAGUCACCUAACACAGCCAUUACUCAGAUGACUUUCUUGCGCCUUCUAUCAAAAGAAGCUUCUCAGAACAUUACUUACAUCUGUAAAAACAGUAUAGGAUAUAUGGAUGAUCAAUCUAAAAACCUCAAGAAAUCAGUGGUUCUUAAAGGGUCAAAUGACUUAGAAAUCAAAGGAGAGGGGAACAUUAGAUUCAGAUAUACAGUUCUUCAAGAUACUUGCUCUAAGCGAAAUGGAAAUGUUGGCAAGACUGUCUUUGAAUACAGAACACAGAAUGUGGCACGCUUGCCCAUCAUAGAUCUUGCCCCUGUGGAUAUCGGAAACACAGACCAGGAAUUUGGCAUUGAAAUUGGGCCAGUUUGUUUUAUGUAACACAAGCCCAGAAACAUCGACAAUGAGCACCGCCAUUAAUGAUGCCCACCACCAUUCACAAGAACUUCGACUGUUUGAAGUUGAUCCUGAGACUCUUGAAGUAACGGCUGAUCACACAUCAGCACUGUAUAUAUGGUCUGAAGUGCCUGGCCUUCUCAUCCUUCAGAAUAUUUAUUUUACUUACAAUCCUCAAAUUUUAAUUGACUUAAAUAUUUUUCAAUACAGCAGUUUAGGUUUAAGGUAACCAAUGACAAUGACCACCUUUAUAAAAAAAGUAAAUUGAUUAAAUAAAUAUCUGUUUUCUUCAAUUUA
Castor canadensis (American beaver) is the source of this 4436-nucleotide messenger RNA. It is a transcript of the gene Col5a2, whose product is annotated as collagen type V alpha 2 chain. Lineage: Eukaryota; Metazoa; Chordata; Mammalia; Rodentia; Castoridae. Gene Ontology annotation, molecular function: extracellular matrix structural constituent conferring tensile strength; protein binding. The record is from RefSeq and is a predicted model, not a curated record. Gene Ontology annotation, biological process: extracellular matrix organization.